Molecule: messenger RNA, 393 nt
Organism: Fragaria vesca subsp. vesca
Lineage: Eukaryota; Viridiplantae; Streptophyta; Magnoliopsida; Rosales; Rosaceae
Exons: 1
Coding region: 1-393 (130 amino acids)
Source: RefSeq, a predicted model, not a curated record
AUGAAUACACUUGCCACCUUUUCCCUUGUUCUGUUGACACUGUCUCUUGUUAGCUCGUCGAUGGCUGACCAUAAGGCAAACGUCUUCAACAAUUUGCCUGGAAACGCCAACCUGGUUGUUCAUUGUACAUCUGCAGGUUCAGAUUUGGGCACACAAACUAUAACCUAUUUACAUGACUUCACCUGGACCGUCAAUAACGUUUUGAACUGUGACAUGAGUUGGGGCACUGUGAAGGGAAAUUUCGACAUCUAUGAUCCGAAAAGAGAUGCAACAAGGUGUGCUUAUGGAAAUACUUGCUUUUGGCGUGUGAAGGAGGAUGGUUUGUAUCUCUUCCUCAAGGAGCAGAAGAGGUUGGAGUUGCAGUUUAAAUGGCCAGGAAAGGUUUCUGCUUAG